CUGAUUUGACAAAACCGGAAACUCACUUGCGCCACCUGGUAGUUCCUGUCUACGUCAUUUUAACGUCACGGUGUCAAUGGGUGCUCCGGACCUGCUCCGGACAUAUAUUGAAUAAGCGAACACGUCUUUUGGCGUUCGGUUGCUGGUGGAGUCUAGCAGGGUGGUUAGGUGGUAGCUUAUAGCAGAGUUUUUGAUGGCGUGGUGCGCGUGUUGUUUCCAGGCGAUUGUUGUUGUUUGUAGUUUCCAGGCUGUGUUCCCUUGUGCUAGUGACACGUGUGGGUUACAGUGUUUUUGAGCAGCGCCAUGAACAACGCACUGCUCGCGUGGUUCCUCGCGCGACGGCGGGAACAACAUACCCGCUCCAGCCGUGACGCCUUCGCCAUGAGGGGAGCAGCGUUUCGGCGCCAUUUCCGGAUGACGAAGAGUGCCGUCCGGCUGCUUUGCAGCGAGCUUGCGCACUUGCUGGAGCCGCCGACCGCGGGGGGCCUGAGCGUUGAGGACCAAGUCCUCUGUACCCUCAGGUUCUUUGCAACUGGCAGCUUCCAGUCGUCAGUCGGCAGUGAGGCGGCCAUCGACAUGUCGCAGGCGUCUGUAAGCCGCUGCAUUGCAAAAGUCGCGCGGGCCAUUGUUCAGGUUGGGAAGGAGCAAGGAUGGGUGGCCUUCCCACGCACCGCCGGCGAGCGAGCUGCAAUUAAGCAAGGGUUCUUGCAGCGCGGCAGGCUCGGCGGCGUGAUUGGGUGCGUGGAUGGAACGUUCAUCGCCAUCGUCGCCCCGAACCUCCCUCCUGCGCAGAAGGCAACAUAUUGGUGCCGGAAGGGCUAUUACGCCCUGAAUGCAAUGGUGGUGUGUGACUCGGACUUGAGGGUCCUGCACGUUGACCCGCGAUUCGCCGGGUCGUGCCACGACGCGCACGUGUGGCGGUACGCGUCGCUUCGCCGGCGCAUUGCCAGCGGCCGCAUUGCCGUCCAAGACGGAGAGUACCUUCUUGGCGACAGUGCGUACCCCCUGGAGCCGUGGCUCCUGACACCUGCGCCCGGCCACCCUGCCCCGCACACACCGGAAGGGCGCUACAACGCCGCGCACACUUCUGCAAGGUCAGCGGUGGAGCGCUGCAUCGGCGUCAUGAAGAGCCGAUUCCGAUGUUUGCAGCGGCACCGCGCCUUGCAUUACGGCCCCAAAAAGGCAGCGACGAUUGUGGCAGCGUGUGCGGCACUGCACAAUCUGUGCAUUGACCAAGAUGUGCCGCACACGGGCCGUGUGUACGCAGGAGACGACGACGACGGCGACCGUCCGCAUGGCGCAAGCAGCGCAGGACAGGGUGAACCACCUCGGGCCAGACGGGCACUGUAUUUGCGCGGGAGGGCGGCACGUGCAAGGCAGAUUGCAAUACUGUCGAUUGCUCGCAAUCGCCACUUGCAGCAUGUGCAGAGAGCGGUUUGCCACGCACGUCGCCUGCAACGCUAGGCCGGAGCAGUUUACCCGUUGCCGCUCCCAUGUGCAGGCACCUGUCACCGCCCCCUUCUGACCGAGCAGUGUGCGUCCCUUUGUGCCAGACGCUCUCACGUGCUGACACUUGCGCCUGCUGUGCUGGCUGUGCUUGUGGUUUUGUUGCUGCCUCCCCUUGCCGCUCCCAUGUGCAAGGCACCUGUCACCGCCCCUUUCUGCCCGAGCAGUGUGCGUCCCUUUGUGCCAGACGCUCUCACGUGCUGACACUUGCACCUCCUGUGCUGGCUGUGCUUGUUGUUUUGUUGCUGCCUCCCCUUGCUGCUCCCGUGUGCAAGGCACCUGUCACCGCCCCCUUCUGCCCGAGCAGUGUGCGUCCUUUUGUGCCAGACGCUCUCACGUGCUGACACUUGCGCCUGCUGUGCUGGCUGUGCUUGUGGUUUUGUUGCUGCCUCCCCUUGCCGCUCCCACGUGCAAGGCACCUGUCACCGCCCCUUUCUGCCCGAGCAGUGUGCGUCCCUUUGUGCCAGACGCUCUCACGUGCUGACACUUGCGCCUCCUGUGCUGGCUGUGCUUGUUGUUUUGUUGCUGCCUCCCCUUGCUGCUCCCGUGUGCAAGGCACCUGUCACCGCCCCUUCCUGCCCGAGCAGUGUGCGUCCCUUUGUGCCAGACGCUCUCACGUGCUGACACUUGCGCCUCCUCUGCUGGCUGUGCUUGUGGUUUUGUUGCUGCCUCCCCUUGCUGCUCCCGUGUGCAAGGCACCUGUCACCGCCCCCUUCUGACCGAGCAGUGUGCGUCCCUUUGUGCCAGACGCUCUCACGUGCUGACACUUGCGCCUCCUGUGCUGGCUGUGCUUGUGGUUUUGUUGCUGCCUCCCCUUGCCGCUCCCACGUGCAGG
Molecule: messenger RNA, 2341 nt
Organism: Dermacentor albipictus
Lineage: Eukaryota; Metazoa; Arthropoda; Arachnida; Ixodida; Ixodidae
Source: RefSeq, a predicted model, not a curated record